ACGAACCGGCAAGCACUCGUUUGCGACAGGUCUUAGGUUACGGACCGAACCGGUGAAGCUUUCUGAAGUUCUGCAGCGAUAGAUAUAUAUAUUGUUUUUUCGGGCUGUAAAGUGACUGUGUGCUCUCGGAUGCUCUCGGUACCGUAAGCAGUAAGUGAGUGUCAGGUGUGCGAAAGUGUGUGCGAACAAUGGUGGCGUACUGAUGCACCGUUAAAUUUACUCGCUGGCAAUAAGGAAGUUAAGAAAGAGCGUUCAGCACAGAUUAAUAAAUCAAACAAAUAGAAUAGUGGUCAUUCGGUUGAUAUUAAAACACAUAAAUAUAGUCCAAGUGAAGUGAUCUGUAACUUGAAAAAACAUAAACUCUGGUGAAGCAACAAACUAAACGGCACACGUAAAGCAUCCAAAACUCCACCACCUCAUCUAUAUAAUCUUUGCAUCAGCGGACAACAGCCUGCCAGCAGAGCACACCAACGCUAAGGCACUAUUUCAACCACAAACACCAAAUGGAGAUCAUGAAAAUGUCCAUCUACAAGCUGCUGCUGUUCGUGGUCCUCUCGACCGUGAUGCUCUGCUGUCAAACGUCCGAGGCAGGUCCGGCCCGGCAGCUCGCUAGCCUCGCAGCAAGAGCCUCCAAGAUACCGCGCUCGAUACGGGCCCCGUUCCGGAACUCCGAGAUGAUGACGGCACGAGGCUUCGGCAAGCGUCGGGCACCGAUCGGUGUAAGCUUCGGCAGCGGUCGCCCAUCACACCACACCCUGUCACCUGGGGACGGUGAAAGCGUUACCUGGACCGAGGAGAAGCACGACAUUGGCAAGCUGAUGGAGGAUCUGGCGAGCCUCGAUCAGAACGAUCCACAGCAGCAACAGCAGCAGCAGCAGCAGCAACCCCUGCAGUUGAUUAUGGGUGAUCAAGAAAAUAGCUUCCCGCUGGAGUGGUUUGCGAACGAAAUGUCAACCAAUCCGACACUGGCCAAAUCGAUACUGCAACGCUUCGUGGACACUAACCGCGACGGAUUGCUCGAAACGAACGAGCUAAUGGCGGGCGCCGGAUCGAACGCGAACGAUCUUGGCGAGCUGUUCUAAGCAAGCACGAACGUCACCAGCUGUCAUCCUGUCAUAGUGGCUUAGUGGAAUUGGUGGAGAGCUGAGAGGCACGACAUGAGCGCAACACAUUGCGUCAUCCACAAACAUUAACCCUUUCCUGGACACGCACGCACACACUCACGGGACACUAUAACAUCAUCUAACAUACACUCGUUACUGGUCAACGCUCCAUCAACGUACAGAAUAUUCUUGUUUGACUGUCUGUCAAAUCUGUCAAAUCUAGCGUAGCUUACUACAUGACGUUUCGAUGCACCAUCUAUGAAAAACAUCCUUGAACGCACACAACACGCCGAUAAACAGGCGUCCGAAAAUGCAUCCAAUAAAGGCUGGGUAUUGGAUAUGCAUUUUCUGACGUUUGACGGCGUUUAACACUUCCACAAACCAAAUUUCAAUCCCGUUCGUUUUUGUGUUUGUAUAAACGUUUAUCACUCCAAUGCUACUAAGAAGCUAUAUGACUAAGAAGCGGCACUGUAUCGAGCAGAAACUUCUCACCCUAUUUGUUUGGUAUAGUGCACGAUGCAAAAUACAUUUGCCUCCAUUUUGUAGCAUAGUGGCGGAAGAUGGCCAGAUGAGCAGAGAGAAAGGCAAUUUAUGUUUACAGUACAUUAACCGAGGGCAAUACGUACGGUUUUGAGGCAGGGCUAUUUUACCAUAAGACAUAGAGGCAAGAGAAGUGGCAGGAGUUGCAAAUAAAUUCCCAACAGCAACAACUGUAGUAGAGAAAGAUAGUAAGGAAUUGUGAAAUAUAAGUAAACACACCUACACACGUAAGUAUUGAUAUGGAUUAAAAGUGGCAACAAAGCACACACAAACUCAGCAGUAGAAAACAGCAUGACAGUCAACUGUCAUAAGUUCUCCAUCAACACAAACACGCACACAAACAAACAAAGCAACACACAGCCUGUAAAAUAUAUUGGUGAGCAAAAUAUAUUGGUUGAACAGAGCAAACAAGCAAAUGAUGAUGUACUUUUCUUUGUUGGCCGUCACCAUCAACUUGCGCCCUACCCUCGUUGGAGUGUCGAUAGGAGGCGCUGCGUUAAUUAAGUUUCCACAGCUUCCAGUUACUAAUUAAUAAAGCUUUCUAGUUGUGUUGUAAGAGUUGUUCAAGUAAAAAACAAAAAAUAAAGCACGUUAUAACAUCGGGGGAAAAAAAUGACCAA
Anopheles stephensi (Asian malaria mosquito) is the source of this 2263-nucleotide messenger RNA. RefSeq names its product allatotropins-like. Bases 504 to 1082 code for a protein of 192 amino acids. The record is from RefSeq and is a predicted model, not a curated record. The transcript has 4 exons. Lineage: Eukaryota; Metazoa; Arthropoda; Insecta; Diptera; Culicidae.